Cladocopium goreaui is the source of this 1359-nucleotide messenger RNA. Lineage: Eukaryota; Dinophyceae; Suessiales; Symbiodiniaceae. The record is from the annotation of a GenBank genome assembly.
AUGGAGCAGCAGGUGCAGGCUUGGCGCUGUUGUGUCUCCCCGUGGGUGGGCGGGGCGACAUGCCCCGACCGGGGGCGCCAGGUGCGUCAAAACAAACGCGCCAGACGCGAGGCUGUCUUGGAGGAGAAUUUUUUGGUGGUGGAAGCAGAUGUGCCUGACGAUGAACCGGGCAUCACCAAGUUGGAACGCUUGUGUGCCACUGUGGAGCAAAAGGGCGCCGGCCUCUCGAAGACCGACCUGAACGCUUUGUUGGACCAUGGGAUUCAUUGUGUUGAGACGAUUGCUUUCAUGCCACAGCGCAAGCUGUGUGAAGUCAAAGGCAUCGGGGAACAGAAGGCAGCCCGCAUCUACGCAGCAGCCAAGCAAUUGGUGCCGAUGCGCAUGGUGAGUGCUGCCGAGAUGCUGCAGUUGCGCAGAAACAUGGUACAAAUCACCACGGGCUCUGCCAAGUUGGAUCACUUGCUGAAGGGCGGGGUAGAGACCGGGCAGAUUACGGAGGUCUUUGGAGAGUUUCGCUGUGGCAAGACGCAGCUCUGCCAUACCCUCUGCGUAGCUUGCCAGCUACCCAUCAGCAAGGGAGGUGGUGAAAGUAAGGCCUUGUACAUCGAUACAGAAGGCACCUUUCGACCAGAGCGACUGGCCGACAUUGCACGGCGCUAUGGGCUGAAUGAAGAGGACGUCUUGGAAAACGUGACGUACGCUCGCGCCUACAAUGCAGAGCACCAGGAUCGGCUGUUGGCGGAGGCAGCAAGCGUCUUCUGUGAAUCUCGCUAUGCUGUGCUGAUUGUUGACAGCGCCACGGGUCUCUUCCGAACCGACUACAGUGGCAGGAAGCGUCGCAGCGCCAACAGCGCCAACAGCGUCGCAGCGUCGCUCCCGCGUCGCAGCGUCGCAGCGUCGCAGCGCCAACAGCGUCGCAGCGUCGCUCCCCGCGACGCAGCGUCGCAGCGUCGCAGCGCCAACAGCGUCGCAGCGUCGCUCCCGCGUCGCUCCCGCGUCGCAGCGUCGCAGCGCCAACAGCGUCGCAGCGUCACUCCAGCGUCGCAGCGUCGCAGCGCCAACAGCGUCGCAGCGUCACUGGCCCAACGGCAGCGUCGCAGUGUCGCAGCGUCGCAGCGUCGCAGCGCCACCUGCCCCCCGGAGCGUCGCAGCGUCGCAGCGUCGCAGCGCCACCCGCCCCCGGGAGCGUCACAGCGCAACGACAACGCAGUCACAGACGUUAAAGACUGGUGCUUUUCGCAGUCCGAAGAGCACUUGAAGCUGCAGGUCUCCAAGUUGCAAUACGGAUCCCAGCACGGAACCAUCGGCCCAAGUGGUUUCAGCGCGACCCGACAGGAGGAAUCUCCGAGUUUUUGUUGA